This is a messenger RNA of Sapajus apella (tufted capuchin), 4740 nucleotides long. RefSeq lists its product as uncharacterized. NCBI's taxonomy places the organism in Eukaryota, Metazoa, Chordata, Mammalia, Primates, Cebidae. The record is from RefSeq and is a predicted model, not a curated record.
AUGCCCCUGUCAGCAGGAAGAGCUGCGAGCGUCUACAUCCACAUGUGGUAUUUGCAGUUGCUCACGGCUUUUCUAGAGGAUCUCCCGUGUGGGGCCUUGGAGUGUGUAGUGAGCUGUCCCCGUGGCCCACCUGCCAGUGUCUGCACCACUGACCCACAAAGUUCUGGCUUCACUGGCCUUCUCAAGGACUUUGGAUUGUACUCUGGGCUCUCCUGCCCUCUCUCCGGUCCCAGCUUGUGUGAUCAUGGCUGGGCUUGCUGGCCAAGCCUAUCCUCCCAGGUGACACUGAGGCCUUUCCAGGGCUGGAGUGAUCUGCAGCCACCCAUGGGUGGCGAGACCAAGCGGUUCCAGGAGCAGCUGGAGAUGAAACUGGUGACGGGCAGCACUGUCAUCUUUACAGCAAACCUCACACAGCAGGUUGGCAGGAAGCUAGCCUUCUCCGCAUCACCGAGCCAUCUGCUGAGUCACCAGGCCCACGUGACAGCACUGCUGGAGAGGAAGGAGGAGGAUGGAUGGUGGGUGUCUGCCCUGGGUGCCAAGCUCUUAAUGCCAGGGUUGGCAGGGCUGCGUGCCUUUGGCCUGCUGCAGCAGUGAGGCCAGCUCUGGACCAACUCCCUGAGGAUGCAGUACAGCCUCUGGGCUCAGGCAAAGCGGCCAGAGCAUGAGUGCAGCACCAGCCAGAGGCUGCAGACAGAGAGUGGCUCAGACGGUGCCUACAGGCUGGAGCUGGGCCACAAGCUCCACUGCACACAGAUCCCGGCCUUCAGCCACAAGGUCCAGCUCUGACACGAGGAGGACUCGGGCCACCUGCGCUCACUGCUGGAGGCGAGCUAUGGGAAGCGCUGGGAUAAGAGUGGCAGCAAGAGGCAUCUCCGUGUCAGCCAGACCUUCAAGAAUGACUCGGGGCCCACCCUGAGCAAUCACUUCGUGGAGGUGAGCCCGGCCACUGCAGCAGAGUCGUGCCCCCACGAGUCCAGUGUGGAUGGGCAGUCCAACGUCUCCUCGGUAUCAUUCCAGGUCUUCAUGGAUGUUCACAACGACAGCUCAGGCUCUGAGCAUUCUGGACACAUCCUGAUGGGACCCACAUCUCUCAACUACUCCAUGAGCUGCUGUUACCAUGAUGGGCACCUGGAGCUCUCUGGCCAGAGCUGGCACAACAGUGAGACUUUGCUGUGGGCAGGGUUCCCAGAGACCCAGACCCGGGCCAGCGUGACCUUCCGUGGCAGGGACAGUGGGGUCAUUGUGGACCUGGCAGCCCUGGUGGCUUGGCCACUGCAUGGCCCGAUGCAGCUGGUGGCCAAUGCCAGCCACACACUACACUACUUCAAGUGUGAGGUUCAGAGCACGUUUGCCUUGGGCGUGGAGGAGCAUCGUUUUCACAUCCGCACCCGGCUGAUAGCUGCUAAGGUCAGUCUCACCAACUUCAUGAAGCUGGAACAGGCUUUCCUACAGGAAACUAUAAAUGAUCCACAAAUACUCCCUUUUUCCUCCUCUGCAAACUUCUCUCCUUUCCCAUCCCAAGCAGAAGCGUGUGUCAAGUUCCCCUGUGACGCCAUCAUUCUCUUCCAGCUCAGCACUCUUCCCGGGGAGCUGGUCCUGCAGACCACAUACGAGCGAGCUCAUGGGACCUGUGUCCUGCACCACAUGGUGCUGUGGAAUGGUCAGGUGUUGGCCGUCACUGGGAGCCCCUCCGGGCCUCUCCCCAAGCCCUUCAGGAACCUCAGCCUGCAGGUGGCGCUCACCCACCUAGUGCCCCUCCCCCUGCCUUGACACUGCAGCCUCCGCCUGUCCUCAGAGCAUUUGGGAGGCAGCCACUGGGACAGCCUUGUUGUCGGCUGGGAUGGCAGGGACCAGGUGCUGGUCUCCUCCUCCCCAUGGCUGGGGAAGAGUGAGCUGGCUGCCCGCCUGGCCCUGGCUCACCCAUUCAACGUCUCCUUGGAAGCCGAAGCCAGUGGCCUUGCUGAGAGCAGGAGUGGCAGGCAGAGCCGGCAGGUGAGCGAGGAUGUCCCGGGCGCCCUUGGCGGGGGCGGGGGUGGGAGCGGGAGCCACAGGGCUGAGCCUAGGCAUCGGCCAUCUCAGCCAGACAAGAUCUUUGUAGAGGCCACACUGGAGCACAUCCUCGGGGCCUCUUGUGCCCAGCAGAGCUUGCGGGGAGAAGUACAGACCAACUACGCAUGCUGGCUGCGGCACUCCCUCCACCUGGGGCUCUGUGACCUGCCCAGGGUGAGUCUGCCCUGGGGAAACAGGCAGCCGGAGGACAAGAGACCCAUGAUGAGGGGGCAGCAGGGGGAUGGUGAGGAGAGGAAGCUUCCACCCCCUCCCCGUACCUGCCUGAUACCCAGAUUCUCUGGUCCUAGGCCCUCUUGGUCUCCAGAGAUCACAUCCUGGGCCGGGUGGGCUCCUGCUGUGUUCCCGCUGACAGCCAGGCCUCGCCCAGCCCCAGCCCACGGCCUACACCUCAGCCUGACCCUCCGAAACCACAGCAGGCCUCAUUCACCUGACUUCUCCAGGGAGCUGGAGCUUUGCAGCUCUAAGGCUCAGUGGGUCGGCCUACUGGGCCACAUCUCCACCUUGGCUUCUCAAAGCCUGGUCCAGUUGGAGGGAAAUGUGGACAAUGGGGAGGAGAAAGUGAGGCUAUCUGUGUCUCGGGAGACAGCCCCAAGCUGUCUCCAGGACUCUGUGGCCCAUGAGGAGGGGGGCAGAGAAGAGAGAGGGGUUCUGUGGGCACAUGCCCAUGGGUGGACAGCGGAGGCAGAGGUCCUGUUCUGGGAUAGCAGGCAGCCCUUCCAGCCCCUGGGACACCUGACCCUGCAGGCUGCCAGCCAAAGCCUCCUGCUGGCUGCGCACGGCUGCCAGGAGUGCCUGCUGGGCCACGUGGAGGAUGCAGUGGCUGCCUCCCAAGUGCAAGCCCAGCUGGAAGAGAGGGUUCAAGGCUUGAGUGCAUCUGUGAGAAGGUUCCAUCACCUGGUACAGCCAGCAGGCACCCUGGAUGGUGUGGCAGGCCUCCUCCUACAGCUGUCCCAGGGAGGGCUGGAGGCGGUGCAGGCGAGUGGUCAGGCGGUCGCCACCUUGUGGGGCCAGAGCCAGGUAAGGCAGGCACUGACCCAGCCUCUUUACCUGGACCAGCUGCAGGUGGGGCUGGAGCAGCUGUGGAAUGAACUGGAAUGGCCCCUGGCCACACUGAAGGACACCUACCUGGAGGUAACACUGCGGGCCCUGGAGGAGGUGUGGCGGGAGCAGGCAGAGGAGGCCAUGUGGUGGCUGCAGGCCUGGGUGCCUGGGAUGCCAGGCAACAGGGGUCCCAGGCCCAUCAGGGCAGCCCUGGGGGCCGUGAAAGGUACCCUGGAGCUGGUGGCCCAACAGAUGCUAUCCUGGGCUGAGGCCACAUUCUCAAGGGCACUGAAGAGGCUCUGCAAACCCCUGCUAGACCUGUACAGCCUCGCAGCCAGGAACUACUCAGUGGUGGUGAUGCUGCCACUGCUGCCUCAGGGGGAUGAGCCCCUGGACGUGGCCCAAGUGACCAGCUACCUGGUGGAAGAGAAGCUGCUGUGGCUGCUCCAAGAGCUGUCCGGGGCUAAUGUGCUGGCCGAGUUCUGCCGGCUCAGACGUCGCCUGCUGCAGGGUCCCUGGGAGUACCAUGCCCUGGUGGCCGGGGCCCAGCAUGUGGUGACCUUCGACGGCCAGGUGUGGGACCUCAGCGCUCAGUGCGGCAGCGUCCUGCUGGCCCAAAACUUUGCUCACAACACAUUCACCCUGAUGCUCAGUCGGACAGGCUUGGGGCUCACAGCCCUGACCGUGGAGCUGAACCACAUGACCCUCAUCUUCUACCACAGCCUGCAGGCUUACAGGCUGUACAACUCCUCCCUGCCGGGGGAGAGCUGUCCAGACCUCCAGCUGUGUCCUGCCAUGACAAGGAGGGAUGCCCCCAGGAUUGAGCUGGCCAGUGAGGACAGAAUGUCUGUCUCCUAUGACAUGCCCACCAGCCUCUGCAGCCUGACUCUGGGCCUCUGGCACCAUGAUAUAUCCACCAGCCUUCUGGGCACCAAAGACAAUGAAGCAGGCAAUGAGCUGAUGUUGCUUGAUGUCUCUGUGACCCGCAGCCUGGAGGAGCUCAGCCUGGCCUGGCAGGUGGAUGGUGACUACAGGGCCACCGAGAAGACUCAGCAGGCCUGCCCAGGACAGAGCCCCACCUGCCGGGCCUUCUUCCACGACCCCUGCUCCAGCUUGGGGAACUGCUUCCCGGUGAUGGACCCUGCACCGUUCUUCAGCCUGUGUGUGCAGGACCCAUGUGGCACCUGGGAGCCCCAGACUGCCUGCACCCUGGUGGCCGCCUACAUCCACCUAUAUGCCUGCAGUUUCAUGCCCCUGGCCCUUCCUCCACAGUGCAGUAAGCUGCCCCAGCUGGCUGGCACUCUGACCCCUGUCUGGCAUCUGCCUUCCAGCCCAGAGGGAAAGCCUGUCUCUCUCUCUUGCCAGGGAGGGCAAAUACUCAAUUGUCAUUCAAGGAGCUUAGAGUCAAAACAAAACAUUUACGGCCUGACACAGCUUUGAUUUGUGUCCCCUCCAAAUCUCACAUUUGUUAGAGGGGGUGCAUCCCUCCUGGAUGGCUUAGCACCCUCCGUUUGGUGAAGUGUGAGUUCUUGCUCUACUAGUUCACAUGAGAACAGUUUGUUUAUAAAGAACCUGGCACCUCCUCUCUCUCUUUGCACCCACUCUCAUUUCUGCCAUGAUUGUAAGCUU